Molecule: messenger RNA, 360 nt
Organism: Cylicostephanus goldi
Lineage: Eukaryota; Metazoa; Nematoda; Chromadorea; Rhabditida; Strongylidae
Source: the annotation of a GenBank genome assembly
CCAUCCUCUCACUCUCCGAUUCUCGAUCCACAUGCUCGUAUUCGUGACUACGCUCUGAAUCAUUACGUAGAGGAUGAACCCGCUGGUGGUCGCGAAGAAUACAUUCGUACUAUUCGCAAAGAUACAAAUACUCGCACUGCUCCAAGCGAUUUCGCAACAUCGAUUCGAGAUCAAGGUCUUACCGCAAGUCAACGCGAAGCUAACCAGUAUCAAUCCAGUACAUUACGGACGCGUGAUUUGCCAUUCGAUGCCACUCGCUUGGCAAAUCGACUGUACCAGGUAGAAGACAGUGCAAACGCAAAACUUUCUUUCAAAGACUGCGUUAAAAAAGAUGACCUGGAAGUAGUGAAGGUGGCUUAG